This is a messenger RNA of Musa acuminata subsp. malaccensis (wild Malaysian banana), 1723 nucleotides long. Its product is annotated as endoglucanase 11-like. Gene Ontology annotation, molecular function: hydrolase activity, hydrolyzing O-glycosyl compounds. NCBI's taxonomy places the organism in Eukaryota, Viridiplantae, Streptophyta, Magnoliopsida, Zingiberales, Musaceae. Gene Ontology annotation, biological process: carbohydrate metabolic process. The record is from RefSeq and is a predicted model, not a curated record.
CGUAUGUUUGUGGGGACGGAAGGAAGAUGCUUGGGAGUCAUGUUGUCAAAACCUUUAGGAUCCUGCCGAUCUCGUUCGUAAUUCUCCUUCUCCCUGCCGCCACCGGGGCUGCAUACGACUACCGCGAGGCCCUGUCGAAGAGCCUGCUCUACUUCGAGGCGCAGCGCUCCGGCCAUCUUCCUUACCACCAGCGCAUCACCUGGCGCGGUCACUCCGGCCUCACCGAUGGCCUCGAACAAGGAGUUGAUUUGGUUGGAGGAUACUACGACGCAGGAGACCACGUAAAGUUCGGCCUGCCGAUGGCUUUCACCAUAACCAUGUUGUCUUGGGGUGUCAUGGAGAACGGGGAUGCGAUCGCGGCGGCCGGGGAGUUCGAGCACUCGUUGGAGGCGAUCAAAUGGGGGACUGAUUACUUCAUCAAAGCCCACACUCACCCCAACGUCCUCUGGGCCGAGGUCGGAGACGGCGACACCGACCACUACUGUUGGCAAAGGCCAGAAGACAUGACCACGUCGAGACAAGCGUACAAGAUCGACGCGGAGCACCCGGGAUCAGAGCUAGCAGGAGAGACAGCAGCAGCCAUGGCGGCCGCGUCCAUCGUGUUCAAGAAGACCAACCCACGCUACUCUCACCUCCUACUGCGUCACGCCCAACAGCUGUUCGAGUUCGGGAACAAGUACAGAGGCCGCUACCAUCUCAGCGUGCCGGCGGCGAAGAGCUACUACCCAUCGCUGAGCGGCUACGGCGACGAGCUGCUGUGGGCGGCGCUGUGGCUCCACCGGGCGACGGGAAGAGAGUAUUACUUGCAGUACGCGGUCGACAAAGCGUACACGUUGGGCGGGGCCACAUGGGCCAUUUCAGAGUUCAGCUGGGACAUCAAAUACGCCGGCGUUCAAAUUCUUGCGUCCAAGCUGCUGAUGGAAGGAGGCGGAGGACGUGUUCAAGACCAGCAAAGAAACACACUGCAGCAGUACCGAUCUAAAGCAGAGCAUUACUUGUGCUCCUGCCUCGGCAUGAGCAGCAACGACAGCAACGUGCGCCGCACCCCUGGUGGCCUCCUCUUCGUCCGCCGGUGGAACAACAUGCAGUACGUGGCCGGCGCCGCCUUCCUCCUCAUCGUUUUCUCCGACCAGCUCGCGCUGGCCCACGAAGAUCUGCACUGUCCCCGGGGUUCGCUCAGCCCGCAGGAAGUGCUCUCCUUCGCCAAGGCCCAGUUGGACUACGUCCUCGGCUCCAACCCAAUGGGCAUCAGCUACAUGGUGGGCUUCGGGCCCCGGUACCCCACCAGGGUGCACCACCGAGCGGCUUCCACCGUGCCUUACAAGGAGGACAAGUCCUUCGUCGGCUGCGCCCAGGGCUACGACGCGUGGUUCGGCCGGCAAAUGCCGAACCCCAACGUGCUCGUCGGCGCCAUCGUCGGCGGCCCGGGCGCCAAGGACGAGUUCAGGGACGUGAGGGGGAACUACAUGCAGACGGAGGCGUGCACGUACAACACGGCGCAGAUGGUCGGAGUGUUCGCGAGGUUUUCUCAGCCGGAGAGACGAUGACAAGCUUCUGCAUGCAAACAACACACGCAGACACAUAGGAAACAGGUUCUGGUUUUUUGAGCCCUUUAUUUCCUCGUUGCCAUUUGUAGGGACGAGGAUAUGUUUUACUGGGUAUAAGACACAUUAGAGCUACAGAAACAGUGAAGGUAAAAGCAACACAGAAAGAGAGAGAGAAA